This is a messenger RNA of Penaeus vannamei (Pacific white shrimp), 1320 nucleotides long. The record is from RefSeq and is a predicted model, not a curated record. NCBI's taxonomy places the organism in Eukaryota, Metazoa, Arthropoda, Malacostraca, Decapoda, Penaeidae.
AUUUCCCAACAAGCAACUUGCCCAAUGCCACUGCUCGGGCAAACUGGGUUAACAUGCAAGCCAGUGACACGGCCCUUAAGUUCCUUGAUGGGAUAAACAUUGACUAUGAGGAUGCCAUUGAACCAAACACUACAGAGCAAAAAGGGCUCACAAGCCUUGUCCGAGAGACUGCAAGUGUUUUUCACUCCGUCAUGCCUGGAUCACAGGUAUCUUUUGAUGUUGCAUGGUCAGCAGACGGUAUAGAUGGACGAUUCUAUGAGUACAAAGCCAUUGCUAAUUACAGUGAUCUGAUAUUCAUUAUGGCCUAUGAUGAGCAGAGUCAGAUCUUAGAGGGCCCUUGUACUGCCAGACCAAAUUCAGGUAUCUACAAGACAGCACAAGGGAUAGAGUCAUACAUAAAUUUGGGUAUUCCUCCCCAGAAGAUGAUCCUGGGUGUUCCCUGGUAUGGGUACAACUACCCAUGCAUUAACUUGGACAAGAAUGGAACGUGUUUCAUUAAGGAAGUCCCUUUCCGAGGUGUAAAUUGCAGUGACGCAGCCGGAAAGGAAUAUCCGUACAGCUAUAUGAUCAGCACUAUGGAGGCAAAUCAUGCACAGUACCACUGGGACAAGAACUCUCUUAGUCCUUGGUUCAAUGUCAAGGAUAACUCAACAGGUGGGUACCGUCAAAUGCGCUAUGAUGAUGAGAGAAGUCUGACCUACAAGUACAUGUUGGCCAUCAUGAAUGGUAUGAGUGGUGUUGGCAUGUGGACAGCCAAUUUCCUAGACUAUUCAGAUACUGAAGCUGCUGCUAGUCAGCAAAGAGCCAUGUGGAGUUUGCUACCUUAAAGUCAUUUUUGAUGAUGGGGUUUUGUAAAUGAUAAUGUUAAUGAUAAUGACAAAGUAAGAUAAAUUCAUAAAUGAAAGGAAACUCCACUCCAUUCACUUGAAAAAUGAUUUAUUCAGGUGAUUGCAACUUCACAAUGAGGGAUUUAUUCUGAUAAUGCUCAACACUAUUGGGAAAGCUGGAAAUGAUAAUGUCUGAAAUAUACACUCCUGUACACAUAUUUAUCAAAAUAUAUGCAAAGAUAUAAGAUGUGAAUGGUGAUAUUGUUCCUAAUUUCUGUGAUAAUAUCUUAUUUUUGUGAAAUGUAUUUUAUAUUGUCAUAAAGAAAAUAUGUUGAUAUUUUAUGAUUGCUGAAUUAUUUGAUUGCUGUUUCAAGUAAUUAGCCAGUGUUUGUUGUGAUGGGUAAUUGUAACAUAUUUUAAUGAAUAAAUGAUCUUUUCUACUAUGAAUACAAGUGUAUAUGCUUUUAAAAAUAAAAUAAUGAACUUAGUGUUC